Messenger RNA from Carcharodon carcharias (great white shark), 600 nucleotides. It is a transcript of the gene rps25, whose product is annotated as ribosomal protein S25. The coding region runs from base 146 to 523 and encodes 125 amino acids. Gene Ontology annotation, cellular component: cytosolic small ribosomal subunit. The record is from RefSeq and is a predicted model, not a curated record. Gene Ontology annotation, molecular function: structural constituent of ribosome. NCBI's taxonomy places the organism in Eukaryota, Metazoa, Chordata, Chondrichthyes, Lamniformes, Lamnidae. The transcript is spliced from 5 exons.
GCUGGAAGUUUGCUCUACAGAGGGCCGGAAGCUGAGUGACGUCAGUUCCGCCAGGGGGACCGGAAGUCGCCACAACCCCGGGGUUUCCUCGGCUGCCGGAGCAGGGGCUCUUCCUUUUCGUCUCGGACAUCUUGGAAGCGGCAACAUGCCUCCUAAAGAUGACAAGAAGAAGAAAGAUGGGGGCAAAGGGGGCAAAAAGGAUAAAGACCCAGUAAACAAAACUGGAGGCAAGGCCAAGAAGAAGAAGUGGUCAAAAGGAAAAGUAAGGGACAAGCUGAACAACUUGAUCCUGUUUGACAAAGCCACAUAUGAUAAACUGUUGAAAGAGGUACCAAACUACAAACUUAUCACGCCUGCAGUCGUCUCCGAAAGACUAAAGAUCAGAGGUUCUCUGGCCAGGGCUGCCCUGCAGGAGCUGCUUGCGAAAGGUAUGAUCAAGCUGGUGUGUAAACACAGAGCACAGGUAAUUUACACACGAAACACCAAGGGAGGGGAUGCACCUGCUGCUGCAGAUGAUGCGUAAACAGGUUCUGGAGUGGAUCCCAAGUGAGAGUAUUUGGAUAACAAUUGUAAAAUAAAAAUAAAAAUGAUGUACUACAA